This is a messenger RNA of Penicillium alfredii, 2394 nucleotides long. Its product is annotated as Pumilio-family RNA binding repeat-containing protein. Gene Ontology annotation, cellular component: cytoplasm. The transcript has 7 exons. Bases 1 to 2394 code for a protein of 797 amino acids. Gene Ontology annotation, molecular function: mRNA 3'-UTR binding. Lineage: Eukaryota; Fungi; Ascomycota; Eurotiomycetes; Eurotiales; Aspergillaceae. The record is from RefSeq and is a predicted model, not a curated record. Gene Ontology annotation, biological process: post-transcriptional regulation of gene expression.
AUGUCCACUCUCAACGGGGCCUCGAAGCUUAGCCGCAUGAGCAAGGAAGCGAGGUUCAUCACCAAAGAUGGCAUGGAUGUGCGAACCAUUCCGUUUGGGUGUGAGUCCGCAGGACUCCUCCAUUCGACUGGUCAUUCCAGUUCGUCAGAUUCAGUCGAAAUGAUUCAGCAUGGAAAUCCGCAGGCAUCCUCUGCCGAAGAUGUGAAGUCUCCAUCAAGCAAGAAGCAGAAGCUGGAGCAUGUGAAAGUCGAGCCUCUGGUCGGACAGCCUUCGGAAUUGGAGAAAAUUUUGGCCAAACUGUCUCCAAAAGCAGUGCCCAUCACGAACCCAGAAGUCGAUCGGUCGUCUGGUGCAUCGCAGAUGACAUUGUCGAGCACCAAGCCACUGCCAGCUUCAAGGUGUGUUGAGAUCGCUGAACCCUAUGCGCAGGACGACAAGACGGCCGAGCUACUACGCCUCAAGCAGGAACUACUCGCGGCCAACUCCAAGAUAGCCUUACAAGAGCAAGAGCUAGCCCAGACACGUGUGAUCAAGCACACUCUGGAUCAAGCCCUGGGUCCUCCAUCAGAAGCUGAGUUUGGCGGUCGUGAGAUCACAGAACAGACCAUCAGUCAUUUGCAAAAUGCUUUUAAUGCAUCGAAUCCGUCGUUUGGGCAAUUUCAGGAUGCGUGGAAUGUGCAGGAAGACUCUCAGUCCGAUAUCUCGGAUACAUUGUCUGCUGGGGCUUAUAACCGAGCUCGUGGUCUCUGGCCUCAGCAUGGCCAGCAGCCAUUCAGCUUGAACGCUCAUGAUCCUCCUUUCGACAGCAGUUACGGGGAGCCUCAACCUGGAACCGGUAAUUCUGUGACCCAGGAUCCAAGUCGAUUUUGGGGCGUCUCAGCUGUAUAUCCUACGGUGACCGGUCAUGGAGCUUUACAACCCCACAGGGUGCUUUCGGGCCCCUCGGCCAGCACAGCCAACUUUUUUACUCGUUCUUCCGGCGAGCAACUUCGGUAUUUGCAAGGCCCGAGCCCCGAGCCUCGUCGCUCCAUCACCCAGGGCAAUCAAGUUGGAUCUCUGUUUCCAGCUCCAAAUACCCCUUGGGGAGGGUUCACCUCUGGAUCACCCACUGAUCCUGUAACCAAGCUUUCUGCGUCACCAACCAAAAGACCUCCCAGUGCUUUUUCGCAUGUUGGGAUUUACCCCAUACCCCCUUAUCAUCCCCGGCCCGUGGGAUCACCCCUUUCGCCCACUGCCACCGAAUUCACCACGACCAACACAAACGAAACCUCGUGGACAAGUUCAUCAGGUGGUGGAAAUGCCAUCCAAACGUACGUUUCACCCCUGGAGCCACUCAACUACCGACGUCUUCUCGACAAGAAUGUAUCGUGUGACUGGAAAUACAUUGUGGACAAGAUCGUUUGCAACAAUGACCAGCAGGCUUCCAUUUUCUUGCAGCAAAAGCUGAAAGUCGGCACUACCGAGCAGAAAUACGACAUUAUCGAAGCCAUUGUGAACCAAGCAUACCCACUCAUGGUAAACCGCUUUGGCAAUUUCCUUGUCCAGCGUUGCUUCGAGCACGGAACCCCGGAGCAGGUUGUCGCAAUUGCCAAUGCAAUCAGAGGCAAUACUCUCAGUCUGAGCAUGGACCCCUUUGGCUGCCAUGUGAUUCAAAAGGCCUUUGACUGUGUCCCCGAAGAACACAAAGCUGUCAUGGUCCAUGAGCUCCUUCGCAGAAUUCCCGAGACAGUGAUCCAUCGAUAUGCGUGUCAUGUUUGGCAGAAGCUUUUUGAGCUCCGAUGGAGCGGCGAGCCUCCUCAGGUUAUGGUCAAAGUCAACGAGGCAUUGCGUGGAUUGUGGCAUGAGGUUGCCCUGGGGGAGACAGGGAGCUUGGUGGUUCAGAACAUCUUUGAGAACUGUAUCGAGGAUGAAAAGAGCCGGGCCAUUGAGCACGUCCUUCAUUGGGCCGUCGACUACAGUAUGGAUCAGUUCGCCUCAAAGAUUGUAGAAAAGUGCCUGAAGAUUGGCGGCUCAGAAUUCUUGGAUCGUUACCUCUCUCGAGUGUGUACUGGCCGCGCUGACCGACCCCGGAUGCCACUGAUCGAUAUUGCGGGCGACCAAUACGGCAAUUAUCUGAUCCAAUGGAUCCUGAUAAAUGCUGCGCCUCAUCAACGGGAGCUUGUCGCGAGCCACAUUCGAAAACACAUGGUCUCCCUCCGUGGCUCCAAGUUUGGCUCCCGCGUAGCCAUGCUCUGUUGCAACCCGUCCCAUGCGACGCGUCCUGGACCCGGAGCGGGCAUGCAAAUCGGCCGUUUCAACCAAUUUUCCGAGGAUCGAUUCCCUGCUAGCAGCCAAGCUGGCAGUCGUUUCAACCGUGGGAAUCAAUGGGGCUCGAACUACGCGCCGUUUCGUUGA